This is a messenger RNA of Gaeumannomyces tritici R3-111a-1, 534 nucleotides long. RefSeq lists its product as hypothetical. The coding region runs from base 1 to 534 and encodes 177 amino acids. The record is from RefSeq and is a predicted model, not a curated record. Lineage: Eukaryota; Fungi; Ascomycota; Sordariomycetes; Magnaporthales; Magnaporthaceae. The transcript is spliced from 3 exons.
AUGAAGUUCGUUGCAAGCCACACUACGAUACCCGUGCCCAAGGUCCAUGCAUACAGCACCUCCAGGGAGCCGGGCGCGCACGGAGUCGCCUCCUAUAUGAUCCUAGAAUACGUUCAAGGCAAAACGUUGGACGAGCUUGGGGUAGACUUUAAAAAGGGGACGCCCGAACACCUGCGUGACAGCAUCAACGCCCAGCUAGCCGACGUAUAUAUCCAGCUGAGCCGCUUAGAAUUCCCCGCCAUCGGCCGGCUGGUUCCCUUGCCUGACGGCUCGGUCCGUGUCGGCAGGGCGCCCUUUUCGAACGCCAUGAACCAGCACCAGCUCGAGGUCGGGGGAAUGCCCGACAUGAUAAAAAAAUGGGGCGGUGCUCCGGCGGGCUUCACGUCUGCAAGCCGCUACAUCUCUUUCCUGCUCGACGGCGCCUUGGAGCUGUUUGACAGGAGCAGGGCCAACUGCGAGAACGAGGCCGACGCACGCCGCAGGCUUUAUUUCCUCCAUCACUCUUGGCCGUCAUCGACUGGGAAUGGGCCCUGA